UUAAAUCCAUUCGCUCAAAGCUAAUUUUUAAAAAGUUAACACUUGUUUCAAAACUCGUCAGAAUAAUAUUGUAAAAAUGGCAGCAAAGAAAGUAGGAGACUCGGCCGAACUCAACUACGACAUGAACUACAAUUUGUUUCUGCUGAAGACUUCUAUGCAGAAUUUGAAAACGGCACAGGAAAAACACAACGUGAACCGCUGGGUGCACAAACUGUUGGCGAGCAACAAGACGGUCGCCGAGAUGAAGCUCCGGAACGACUUCAUGUUCCACUUGGUGACGGCCGUCCAGGAGGGCGAGAUCCGGGCGCCGUUCAACCAGUAUCCGCCGUCGUCGCCACUCAGCAGCCUGACGUACCUGCUGACGGGCAGCUCGCCCAGUUCCAGUGGCAAGGACGCGAAAAAAGGAGCCGGCGCCUGGGAGUGCGAUCUGCCCAGCGAGGACACCGACAAGCCCAUGUUGUACAGGCAAUCGCCGGACGGCGGCGCCUUUUUGGCCGCACAGCCUGUGCCCAAGUGCGGAGCGUUCUGUUACUUGGCCGUGGUCAGCAAGCCGCCCGCCAAGGACGACAAGCCCAAACUGUGAUAAUACCGCAAACGAAAUAAAUACGAUCCGUUGGACAUUUGCGUCGGCGUGGUUUUUUUCGCUGCGUUGUCGUUCGAGGGUUAGG
Messenger RNA from Myzus persicae (green peach aphid), 668 nucleotides. RefSeq lists its product as uncharacterized. The coding region runs from base 77 to 583 and encodes 168 amino acids. The record is from RefSeq and is a predicted model, not a curated record. Lineage: Eukaryota; Metazoa; Arthropoda; Insecta; Hemiptera; Aphididae. The transcript is spliced from 2 exons.